Messenger RNA from Plenodomus lingam JN3, 2040 nucleotides. RefSeq lists its product as uncharacterized. Gene Ontology annotation, molecular function: FAD binding; monooxygenase activity. NCBI's taxonomy places the organism in Eukaryota, Fungi, Ascomycota, Dothideomycetes, Pleosporales, Leptosphaeriaceae. The record is from RefSeq and is a predicted model, not a curated record.
AUGUCGAGCUCAUGGAGGUUGCAUUCCAGUGUGACAGCAGGCCAAAAGGAGAUGAGAUCGUCACGACAGACUCCCAGAUGGGACAGACUGAAUGAGCAGGAAAGACUCCUCCUUGAAUUCGUGGGAUUCCCGAUGUGGAGUGUCUUCCCUUCAGUCGGGCUCAGGAGCCUGACACAUUCGAAUGAUGAUGUAAAACAAACACUGAUAAAGAUCGAAUAUGCUGGCCUCGAUGUGGGCGCCAUAUGGAACAUAAUUAUCAGCAUUGCCAGGGGUGCCAGGGUUGUCGCCAACCGGAGAUUGUGGGGAACCAUUGCGCAAGUGUAUAGACCCCUGCAAUCGGGAUUUCGGUACCAAGGCAAGUCACUUCUCGUCAUCGACAUAUGGUUACAGCAAGCAGUGCCGUGUGCCUGGGAUUUUCUACCGAAUCGAAUCAUAGUCGCAUGGCCCAACUGGUGCAGUCGCAGGGGCAGAUGGCGAGACACGACUCUAGGGGACAAGUUGAUUGCUCGGACAUCCGAUGGUUUCGGCAGGCUGAGUGGUACCCCAACGGAUAUGCCUCAUGCUCUUACCUCUCGUGACUCCACGAUGGAGUCUAAGCCUCUUGGGUCUUACCCACCCUCGGGGAUAGACGUCCUCAUCGUGGGCACUGGUCUUGCGGGACUCGUAGCUGCACUCGAAUGCACGCGCAAAGGCCAUAAUGUGCGCGUCCUGGAGCGUAACGCCGACAUCAACACAGCAGGUGACAUGUACUUCAUGGGACUCAGUGCCACCCGCUUCUUGAAGCAUUGGCCAGAAUUACUGAAAGAGUACAAGGAAAUCUCGCUUCACAAUGCUUGGAUGGAGACCUUCAAACAUUCUGGCGAGGUUAUCAUUCCGCCAAAGAAAGUUGCAGACCGUCUUCGUGCGGUAGGAUUGGAUCCUGACACGCCACCCGGUGAGUUCCAGAUGCGCCCUCUGGUCUACCGGAUGUUCGUCAACGCCGUAGAGAAGCUCGGUGUCUCAGUUGAGUUCAACCGCAAGAUUGUUGACUACUUCGAGGAUGAACACAAGGGGGGUUGCAUCACGGACGAUGGAAAACGCUAUGAAGCGGAUGUAGUCAUUGCUGCCGAUGGUGUUGGCUCCAAGAGUCAAAAACUGGUUGGUGGACAAGUGCGCGCAAGACCUUCAGGCAGAGCUAUGUGGCGAGCUGCAUUUCCGAAAGAGGCAUUGGACGUGAACCCCAAAGUCAAGGAGUUUUUCAAGAUGAUGCCUGGUGAUGAGCCAAUUGUGAGGACUUUUCUAGGCCCGUCUACAUAUGCUCUGACAUUGACACGACCGGAAACAAUGGUCUGGAUUAUGAAUCACGAUGUCACCGGUUCAGAGAAAGAGAGUUGGAGUAACACCAUUGACAAAGAGGAGGUGCUCCAAGGUAUGGACGAAAUGCCAGGUAUGGAGGUGCACAAGUGGGCACCCAUUUUCAAAGAGCUGGUCGACUGCACUCCUCCCAAUACCAUUGUCAACUUUGAACUCCUAUGGCGCAACCCCCAGCCUAGCUGGACAUCCCCUGGCGCACGUGUGAUUCAGAUCGGUGAUGCCGCACACUCCUAUCUCCCUGCCUCUGGUAACGGCGCAACGCAAGCCAUCGAAGACGCCAUCUCCAUAGCCUCCUGCCUCCAGAUCGGCGGCAAAGAAAACAUCCCGCAAUCCGUGCGGGUACACAUUCGCUUCCGCUUCAUCCGCAACUCCUGCGCCCAGAAACUCGGCUUCUCCAACGCCGAGCUCCUGCAGGACACCGACUGGGACAAGGUCAAGAUCGACCCGCGUCGCGCGCAACCCAAGCUGCCCAAGUGGGUAUGGGGUCAUGACCCAGAAGCAUAUGCGUACGAGAACUACGAGAAGAGCGCGGCGAGUAUGAAGAAGGGAAUUGAUAUGAAAGAUGAGGACUCCUUUGAGCCAAACUACCCCAAGGGAUACAAAUACGAGCCCUGGAGCAUCGAGAAAGUCAUGGAGGAUAUGAGGGCUGGGAAGCCUCUUGAUCUUGGCCCUGGUGAUUGGGAGUGA